CACUGAGGCCUGAGGGUGCCGGCCCCGGUCAAUCGACUGCAUUUCCAUGUCCGCGACAGCACAUACUCAGUAUUAAAUUUUGUACAUCUCCCCGGCCGGCCGGCCAAAAAGAACAUUUUUUAGAAGUCUUUACCAUUUUUACUGCACUUCGUUGUGUGUAGCGUUACGUGGGUGCAUGAUCUGAACCGGCGUUACGUAAGGAGGUUUCUGACCGGUACCUGUACGAGCUCAACGACCUGUGUCGGCGUGCUGCUGCUACCUUUCUAGCUGAAGUCGUGCAACGCAGGUGUUUCGCCUACUGGACUGUCUCAGGAGACAUGGAAACUAAAGAUGAAAAGGUUAUAUGGAAGUUGUUGCCAUUCAUGGCAUCGGUCGGUCUCUACGGGUUCUCCGACUUGCCACUAGAGAUCUUUCCGGAGACGAAACUGGCUCAUCUGGUUCUAAAGUGCAUACCUGUACUUUGCCUGCUGGUGAUGCUACUGUUGCAUCCGACACGUACCUCCAGCUACAGCUUGUUACUACAGGCAGGCUUGUUGUCCUCGGUGGUCGGUGAUGCUUGCCUGGUCUACGAGCACCUGUUCUUUCCCGGCGUGGGCGCGUUCGGACUCGCGCACAUCCUCUACGUGGUGGCGUUCGGUAUGAGUCCGCCGGCCUGGCCGAUUGGCGGCGUGACGUCCGUGUUUGCUCUCUCUGUGUUCUACACGGUGGCGUUGCCCAUUGCCAAGGGCCCGUUUGUGAUCGUGUUCCUUCUCUACACGAUCGUGAUCGGGAUGAUGUUCUGGAGAGCCGCGGCGCUCUGCACUGCCGAGCAGCCCCACUGGACAAACUGGACGGCCGCGGCCGGUGCAGCCGCAUUUAUCUUCUCCGACGUCCUGCUGCUGGUCAAUAAGUUCCACUUCACACUGCCGGCGGCGCAGCUCAUCAUCCUGGGCCUGUACUGGGCCGCGCAGGCAGGCAUUGCCAUCUCGGUCUUCAGCUUGCCCAGUAGUCAGGAGGUCAGCAGAAAGACACAGUAGGUACUCGGGUGUGCUGACUAUGCAUUGGCAGCAAUACACAGCGGGCAGCUGUCAGCAAAUCUGUGUUCCGUUGUGAAAUUCCCUUUUACCUUUUUGAAGAUCAUUUAUAUUUACUCAAGAAAACCAAUACUCUAUUCUAUUCUAUUUUCCAAAUUACUGAUUUUGAUAGUGACUAUGGGUAUCUUUUUUGGAUUUUGAUUCCCUCGUCUUCUAUAAUACAUCGGGACCUUGACAUGGCCUUACCAGUAAAACAAACCUUUGCUUGAA
Sycon ciliatum is the source of this 1283-nucleotide messenger RNA. Its product is annotated as lysoplasmalogenase TMEM86A-like. Gene Ontology annotation, cellular component: membrane. The coding region runs from base 318 to 1016 and encodes 232 amino acids. The transcript has 2 exons. Gene Ontology annotation, molecular function: hydrolase activity. The record is from RefSeq and is a predicted model, not a curated record. Lineage: Eukaryota; Metazoa; Porifera; Calcarea; Leucosolenida; Sycettidae.